Messenger RNA from Choloepus didactylus (southern two-toed sloth), 939 nucleotides. Its product is annotated as heterogeneous nuclear ribonucleoproteins A2/B1-like. The record is from RefSeq and is a predicted model, not a curated record. The transcript is spliced from 2 exons. Bases 1 to 696 code for a protein of 231 amino acids. Lineage: Eukaryota; Metazoa; Chordata; Mammalia; Pilosa; Megalonychidae. Gene Ontology annotation, molecular function: RNA binding.
AUGCUUUUCAGGUCCCUGCUUGCACUUUGCGAACAUCCCAUUGGCUACAGCAAGCCACAUGGCGGAGCUAGCAUCAGAGGCGGGGGCACCGUGAAGACCACGAGUUUUUUUGAGAAAAAAAAUACUAUUUGGGAAUUCUUCACACCUUAUGAAGAUAAAUUAAAAGCAUAUUCCAUUGAGAUAAUUACUGAUAGGCAGUCUGGAAAGAAAAGAGGCUUUGGCUUUGUUACUUUUGAUGACCACGAUCCUGUUGAUAAAAUUGUAUUGCAGAAGUACCAUACCAUCAAUGGUCAUAAUGCUGAAGUGAGAAAGGCUUUGUCUCGACAAGAAAUGCGGGAAGUCCAAAGUUCUAGGAGUGGAAGAGGAGGGAACUUUGGAUUUGGAGAUUCACGUGGUGGCGGUGGAAAUUUUGGACCAGGACCAGGAAGUAACUUUAGAGGAGGAUCUGAUGGAUAUGGAAGUGGCCGUGGAUUUGGAGAUGGUUAUAAUGGGUAUGGAGGAGGACCUGGAGGAAAUUAUGGAAGUGGAAAUUACAAUGAUUUUGGAAAUUAUAACCAGCAACCUUCUAACUAUGGUCCAAUGAAGAGUGGAAACUUUGGUGGUAGCAGGAACAUGGGGGGACCAUAUGGUGGAGGAAACUAUGGUCCAGGAGGCAGUGGAGGAAGUGGGGGUUAUGGAGGGAGGAGCCAAUAUUAAGCUUCUUCCUAUUUGCCAUGGGCUUCACUGUAUAAAUAGGAGAGGAUGAGAGCCCAGAGGUAACAGAACAGCUUCAGGUUAUCAAAAUAACAAUGUUAAGGAAACUUAUCUCAGUCAUGCAUAAAUAUGCAGUGAUAUGGCAGAAGACACCAGAGCAGAUGCAGAGAGCCAUUUUGUGAAUGGAUUGGAUUAUUUAAUAACAUUACCUUACUGUGGAGGAAGGAUUGUAUAAAAAAAAAAAAA